Molecule: messenger RNA, 1863 nt
Organism: Spathaspora passalidarum NRRL Y-27907
Lineage: Eukaryota; Fungi; Ascomycota; Pichiomycetes; Serinales; Debaryomycetaceae
Gene: LKH1
Product: bifunctional aminopeptidase/epoxide hydrolase
Exons: 1
Coding region: 1-1863 (620 amino acids)
Biological process (GO): proteolysis
Cellular component (GO): cytosol
Molecular function (GO): epoxide hydrolase activity; zinc ion binding; aminopeptidase activity
Source: RefSeq, a predicted model, not a curated record
AUGACUUCAUUAAUAGAGAAUAUCAAGUCCAGAUCACACGAGUUGGAUCCAUGUACUCAAUCCAACUACACCCAAUUUCAAGUUAAGCACACCACCUUAACCCUUGGUGUUUCCUUUGAAGACAAGGUGUUGACCGGUACUGUUGUGUUUGAAUUAGUCAACAAAAGCAAGACCGAUUCAGUUAUUCUUGACACUGCCGCAUUAGACAUUUCUCAAGUUAAGGUCAACUCAGACGUCACUCCAUUCAAGCUUGCUCCAGCUGUUCCAAUCUAUGGUUCUGCAUUACACAUUCUGAUCCCCACUAACGAUUCCACCGUUAAGGUUGAAAUCGAUUUCCGCACCACUGAUAAAUGUACCGCCAUACAAUUCAUCGCUGGUGACACUGGUCCAUAUGUGUUCUCCCAAUGUCAAGCCAUUCACGCGCGUAGUCUUUUCCCAUGUUUCGACACUCCAGGAGUGAAGUCUACAUACACAUUCACGGCCAAGUCUCCUUCCCCAUGCACCAUGUCUGGAAGACCUCGUGCCAGCUCGGAAGCUGGGGUAUACCAUUUCGACCAGCCAAUCCCUAUUCCAUCCUACUUGGUGUCAUUGACCUCCGGAAACCUCCUCAAGGCACCCAUUGGGCCAAGAUCCGAUGUUUACUGUGAGGAACCAAACCUUAAGGCCUGUCAAUGGGAGUUCGAAAAGGAUAUGGAAAACUACAUUCAAAUUGCUGAAGCCUUGAUUUUCGACUAUGAAUGGGACAGAUUCGAUUCCUUGGUUCUCCCUAGUUCUUUCCCUUAUGGAGGUAUGGAGAUCCCCAACAUGACCCAAUUGACACCAACGUUAAUCUGUGGGGACCGUACCCAAACCAAAGUCAUGGCCCAUGAGUUGUCCCAUUCCUGGAGUGGGAACUUGGUCACCAAUUGCAGCUGGGAACAUUUCUGGUUGAACGAAGGGUGGACCGUGUACUUGGAAAGACGUAUCUUGGGUGCUAUUGCUGCCAAGGAGAGAAACUCGGCUGAGUACGGGGAACAAGUGAGACAUUUCAAUAUGAUUAUUGGCUGGAACGGAUUAGUGGAGAGUGUCAAUGGCAUGCCUGCCAAGUUCACCAAGUUGGUAUGGGACUUGCAAGGACAAGACCCAGAUGAUGCGUUCUCCAAGAUUCCUUACGAAAAGGGGUUCUUCUUUUUGUUCCAUCUUGAAACUAAGUUGGGUGGAUUGAAGGAGUUUGAUCCGUUUAUCAAGCACUACUUUAAGAAGUUCAGAUAUGGAUCAUUGAAUAGUGCUCAGUUUGUGGAAACGUUGUAUGAAUUUUACGAGCCAUUGGGCAAGAAGCAAGUUUUGGACAGUAUUGACUGGGACACUUGGUUAUUCAAAGAAGGUGUUCCUGAAUAUCCAAAGUUUGAUACUACUUUAGCCGAUCAAGUUUACUCAUUAGUUGACAAGUGGGUCGCUUAUGUCGAAAAGGGUGGAGAAUUCACCUUCUCAGAAGCUGACGUGCAAAGUUUCGAAGGUGAACAAGAAAUGUUGUUUUUGGAAACCUUGGUGGAAAAGUUUAAACAAACUCAAGUCACUCCUGAAUUGAUCCGUAAGAUCCCAAGUGUGUACCCAAAGUACUCUGCCAGUGGUAAUGGUGAAUUCAUUAGUCGUUGGAACGAGUUGUUGAUCACGUUUGGAAAGUACAGUGCUGGUGAAGAAGUUGUGCAAAAGUUUGCAACUUGGUUAGGGUCUGUCGGAAGAAUGAAGUACGUUAGACCAGGUUACAAGUUACUCAGCUCCGGUGUCAGUCUCGAGUUUGCCAGAGAAACAUUUGCCAAGUAUGAACAAAACUACCAUCCAAUCUGUCAUGCCAUGGUCAAGAAGGACUUACAAUUAGUUUAA